Molecule: messenger RNA, 1056 nt
Organism: Menidia menidia (Atlantic silverside)
Lineage: Eukaryota; Metazoa; Chordata; Actinopteri; Atheriniformes; Atherinopsidae
Source: the annotation of a GenBank genome assembly
CUGUCGCUGCGGGCUUACACGAUGAUGAUGAUGGCCGACGGCUGCUGCAGGGGGCCGGACAGGGCCCGGGCCAAGGCGGCCAGCGACCCGCUGCCGCGGCACGCCUUCCCCCCGCCGCUGCCCCCCGCCGCCGGGGCCCCGCCGCCGGGCGCGGACAUCCAGGAGCUGGCCUCCAAGCGCGUGGACAUCCAGAAGAAGCGCUUCUACCUGGACGUGAAGCAGAGCGCGCGCGGCCGCUUCCUGAAGAUCGCGGAGGUGUGGAUCGGCCGCGGCCGCCACGACAACGUGCGCAAGAGCAAGCUGACCCUGUCCAUGUCCACCGCGCCCGCGCUGCGCGCCGCGCUGGGGGACUUCAUCGACUACUACGCCCGCAUCGGCCUGCGCGGGGGGGCGGCCGCGCACGCGGAGGACGGCGCCAGCAACGGCCAGGCCCGCGGGCACGAGGCGCGCAGGAAAGCGCACGAGCAGCGCGCGGCGCCGUCCCCCACGGGCUCCGCGGGCUCCGACGAGCACAGCCACCGCGUGCUCAAGAGCGAGUUCAUCGAGCGGGACAACCGGAAGUACUUCCUGGACCUGAAGGAGAACCAGAGGGGCCGCUUCCUCCGCAUCCGCCAGACGGUCAGCAAGGGCCACGGCACCAUGGGCUACUACGGCCAGGGCAUCGAGCAGACCAUCGUGCUGCCCGCCCAGGGCCUCAUCGAGUUCCGGGACGCGCUGUCCCUGCUCAUCGAGGACUACUGCGACCAGGACCUGGAGGAGCCGGAGCGUUCUGGCCCCCGGGGCCGGGCCGACGGCCCCGAGCUGCCGGACGCCGCCUCCUUCCGCGUGGACAACAAGCGCUUCUACUUCGACGUGGGCUCCAACCGCUACGGCGUCUUCCUGAAGGUCAGCGAGGUCCGGCAGCCCUACCGGAACACCAUCACCGUGCCGCUGAAGGCCUGGGCCCGCUUCGGGGAGAGCUUCAUCAGGUACGAGGACGAGAUGAGGCGCAUCUUCUCCUGCCACAAAGAGAAGCGGACAGAGGCCCGGCCGGACAGCGAGGAGCCCGAGGACUGA